GGAAUGCAAUUCAUCGUUUUCUAAAAGCCAAACAUUGAAAAAAUUGAAAAGAUGCUGUUGGCCGGAAUAUUCGUGGUGCUUCUGAUGUUGUCACUCGAAACAGAGGUGAUGGCAGGCAAAAUGUGCUCCGCGACAAAUAAUCCCUGCAAAAAGAAAACGAUGUGUUGUGUCAACAAGAAUGGUAAAACUACUUGCCAAAUGAAAGCAAAAGUGGGUAAGAAAUGCAGCUUAGAUCCACUUGAUGUUGCAGUCCACAUUAAUCAUUGCCCGUGCAUGGAAGGCUUGACAUGUGUAGCAGAAGGCACUGAUGGAGUGUGUAAAAAAGUAAAAGUAUAGUUAUGGAUCCUGGUGCGCUUCAACAAGAAGAACACUUCUAUUGUAGCAUACAAGAACAUGGAGAAAUAAAUGUUGUUGAAUCAUGAAAAA
Molecule: messenger RNA, 426 nt
Organism: Uloborus diversus
Lineage: Eukaryota; Metazoa; Arthropoda; Arachnida; Araneae; Uloboridae
Product: U33-theraphotoxin-Cg1c-like
Exons: 4
Coding region: 52-336 (94 amino acids)
Source: RefSeq, a predicted model, not a curated record